Messenger RNA from Ceratina calcarata, 3173 nucleotides. RefSeq names its product Proline-rich Akt substrate 40 kDa (gene PRAS40). Gene Ontology annotation, cellular component: cytoplasm. Bases 683 to 1900 code for a protein of 405 amino acids. The record is from RefSeq and is a predicted model, not a curated record. NCBI's taxonomy places the organism in Eukaryota, Metazoa, Arthropoda, Insecta, Hymenoptera, Apidae. Gene Ontology annotation, biological process: neurotrophin TRK receptor signaling pathway; negative regulation of protein kinase activity; negative regulation of TOR signaling. The transcript is spliced from 8 exons.
UAAAAUCGGUCAGUUGACUAGCGAGUAUGUUUUUGUCUGGGACGAUCACGUACGCAUCUGCACGCACCUAUAAAUCAGUGUUUAUUUUUAGUAGUAAAGACUGUGAGGAUUUUCAAAAAUACUUCGAAAUACGUGCGUUUCGUCGCGCGAAAUGCCGCUAAUUACAGUUUGAACCUAAUGGGAAUAGCUCCUCGGUUUACAUGAGAAGAACUGCAUAUCGACGAUCUCAAAUUACCUCUUUACACAGUGAAAACGAAGUUUUCGAGCAAGCAAAUAAAUCAACAGCCGCGAGUUUGAGUGUGUGAAUAAUUUGUCACAGUGUAGCAAAUCAAUUUGAAUCAGAUAAUAAAAUUCGACACAACCAAAUGUUCAGAUAACGUACUCGAUUUUUCGUUUCGAAAGUAAAAAGUUUUUGAAACAAAAUACAUAUAGUCGAUUCGAAAUUUAAUAAUAGCGCGAAAUUCGUGUUGUAACAAUCCCAACGUCGAGCAAUCAAAUCAUUGUUUUCUAUUUUUUAUUGUUUCGAUUUGUUUACAAGAAUUCCAUUUUCGAAGAGUUGGAAGUGACCGUCGGGAACACAAAAAAAUAUCCAGUGAAUCAUUCACGUGUGUGCGAGUCCCGGCGUCGUCGGUCUACAGAUUCGUAAAGUUUCUUCUAGUAAACGUUUCUCUGAUCGUGUAAGAUGCAUGUCGUAUGCAAAUGUUUAAACGUGUCCAUAAAAUCAAGGGGCACUGAACUGCAGAAGGUCAACAUAGACGAUAUUGAGUUGCUCGACGAACAGAACGAUGUUUUCUUCAGCCAGAGCCUUGCAACAGUAACAGAGCUCGAAGGUAUCACUAAAGAACAACCUGGUCUAGUAGAGAUAAGAAAUGUGGGAUCAUGGGUUAUUCACCGCUGUUACAAUUGUUCUAUGUAUACACACGCUGUACAUAGAGAUUAUGGUGCUGCUUUAGUUCUUAUAAAUACAGACAUUGUUACUUCAUCGGAAGAAAUAGAUAAAUUGAAGUCCAGUUCAGAUUAUAGCCCAGUAUUUAGAAUAAUAAUUGCCCACAAUAGUUUGGAUGAACUCGAUUAUCUUCAACCUACGAAGUUUUCUGUGUCGCAGUUGCCCAACAAUAUACAAGUAGCUUUGGGUGGCCUCCAACAGCAGCUCGAGGAAGCUGUUCAAAGGAAGUCCGCAGAAAUAGAAAAUAAAAUCCGCGCUUUGACAGCGGAACAAUAUCAAUUAUUAGAACAGUUUCGUGAAAGAGCACACAAUGAGCAUAUAAUAUUGAGAAGGUUAAUCUGUAAAGGAGAGGAGACGACUAGAUUAACCAGUAACAUAGAGACUCCUCCUACAACACCGGAUAGCUUUACAACUAAUUUAACUACCUCUACAGAGAAUACAAUUAAUAUGUCGCAAGUAAUAUCGAAUGAAACAAAGAUCUUCACAGAUCCUAUCGUUAUACCCAAAACUGGUGCUAAACUUUCGCCCAAUCCUCUAGUUAACGGUAGCAUAGACAAUAAAGAUCGAUUAUACAUAUAUACUAAAGAGCCGACAAGUUUUGACACAGAAGCUUUAUUUCCAUUGGAAGGAAUGGAGGACGGUCUUAAUACCAAUCAAGCUCAAUCUUCAGACGAAGGAUCCGAUACAGAUGAUUCAGGUCAAGAUGAAGGUAUACACAUGCCAAGAGGACAGCGAGGCGGGCAUCCUACACUAGCUAAAUCAUUACCAGUCAGCGUCCCAUCUUUUCCCUCGUUCGUUCGCAGAAAUGUCCAAGAUCAGGAUGAUGAUCAGCUGUCAAUAGAUCCACAUGAUCCACAUAAUAUUCGAGCUUCGAUCAAAGCUCUGGCAAAAAGCGUUCACGGUGAUACAGUAUUUGGAGAUUUGCCACGUCCCCGUUUCUCUACUCAAAUCUGACUUCGUAGCGAUCUCGAGGAAAUAGAAUAAGCUAAGAAUCUAAUACGUAUAAAGUACCUAUUAUCCGUAAUUGUCUUUCAGUGGAUGCUGGGAGAGAUCAAUGUAAGCAAAGGCAGAAUAAACGCAAAGGAAGUAUUGAUAUUUCGCGCGAAUAUAUUUUAGAGUAUAAACAAAUUAUUUCGAAUGUUAGCUUUGUUAGUUCGUUGAGUUUAUAAAAAGGAACAGAUUUUCAUACCUGCAUAUAAUUGAGGCUGUAUGAUAUAUAAAUGUGCUAUAUAUUUGUUACUGAUCACUUAAUGUCUAUCGUAAAAAGAUGGGGGAAAAUGCUUAGAUUUCAGGAAACUAUGUAACGUGAGAUGUACGAUGCCAUAUCCGAAGAUCGUAUUAGAGUGAAGAGGCAAAGAAAGUUUUUUACGUAUCAAUUAGUGAUUAAGCUACUAAAAUAAUAAGUUUACAAUAAUAGCUAUUAUUUUUACAUUGUACUAUUAUCGUUAGAAGUAGGAAAGCUCAUUAUAAGUUCAACCAUUGACUUCAAUCAUAAAUUACUGCUUUGAGCUCAUGUCAUUCUUUGAGACUUUACUAAAACUUUCUUUAAACCCAUAUAAACCAUUUUCUUUUUACACUACAAAAUCUUUUAAUUAAAAAUCAUUACUUGUUGCGAAUAAUAGAAGACAUUUGAUCUCUUUAAAUCUAUUGUACCGUAAUGCAUGAAUUGAUAUCUUUUCUUUGAUUAAUAGGCUUUUCAAUUCAGUUACAGGGCAUCGGCUAGAGAAAAAAUUGUGUUGGGUUUCUGGAAUAUAAUUUCGGAAUUAACUAAAUAUGGGUAUUUUUUAUAAAUACAUUUGUAAAAUGAAUUUUAGAACAGUACGCAUAUAUCUACGUUUAUAUGCAAAAGUGUACUACACAAUUUAUUUACGUACGUUUUUGUUACAAAUACAUAUUUUACUUUUAUAUUUUGAAUUUGCUUCAAGCCAAUUGCUGUGUUACUUUUUUUAUAGAUUUAUAUAAUUAAUUUGUAAGGAUUUGUAAUUUUUGUACCGAUUACAGUACCAUGUGAUAAACGACAAAUUACAGAUUAGAAACGAUGGAGUGAAUUAGUACAAAAACCUAUGUGGCUUUUCUAAUCAUGUAAUGCACGGUUAUAAAAAUUGUAUGUGAGUGCUCUACCGAUUAAAUUAUCAACUGUAAAAAGUACUCCGGGAAUGUCAGAAAUGUUCUAUAUCACAUACAAAAAUUGAUUAAUGAGAAUAAAAUGUUGCUGUAUGAAAAAAUA